AUGUGUGCAGUGAACCUAUCCGCCGCGCGGAACAACACCAGAAUUGAUUGUUCCACCAUCGGCGGCGAGGUCCUUAACUCCGAGCUCGUCGCAGCUGAGAAAUUCCACGAACUGGAUAUCGACGCCUUCAUGCAGCGUAACGGUCGCGAGCAGCGCGAGCACGAGAUCUUCGAAUGUGCCCGGGCUUUGAGGCGUGAGCUGGGCUUUGCGAAGGUUGGAGCCGUUGGCUAUUGUUAUGGUGGGUGGGCUUCGUUUCGUUUGGGGGCGAGGGAGCAUAGGCUCGAGGGGGGUGGGCGGUUGGUGGAUUGUAUUUCUGUUGGGCAUCCAUCGCUUUUAAGCCGCAGGGAUGUUGAUGAGGUGGAUGUUCCGGUGCAGGUUUUGGCGCCUGAGGUUGAUUUGGCAUUUGAUGUGGAGUUUAAGAGGUAUGCUUUUGAGACGCUCUUGGGGUUGAAUGUCGCGUUUGAGUAUCGCCAUUUUCCGAGGGUGGGGCAUGGUUGUCUUGCGCGGGGGAUGGGGAGAGGGAGGCGAUGGUGGGGGAAAUGGAUGCGGUUGUUGCGUGGUUUGGACGGUGGUUGA
Penicillium verhagenii is the source of this 576-nucleotide messenger RNA. Its product is annotated as dienelactone hydrolase family protein. The record is from RefSeq and is a predicted model, not a curated record. NCBI's taxonomy places the organism in Eukaryota, Fungi, Ascomycota, Eurotiomycetes, Eurotiales, Aspergillaceae. Gene Ontology annotation, molecular function: hydrolase activity. The transcript is spliced from 2 exons. The coding region runs from base 1 to 576 and encodes 191 amino acids.